AUGGAAGCCGUCAAACUCUUCUUCAGCUCGCCGCGAUUCGCUGUCGCAGGCGCCAGCAAUGACCCGGCCAAGUUCGGCCAUCGGAUCCUGGCCUGGUAUCAUCACCAUUCCCUACCUGUCACACCCCUCAAUCCGCGCGCUUCCUCCAUCCAACUACAAUCGACGAGUCUGCCGGCGGUCGCCUCGGUGGGCGACUUGCCUGCGCCUACGGAAACCUCGCUCUCAGUGGUGACGCCGCCUGCGGUGACCCUCGGCCUUCUCCGCGAAGCCCAUGCGGUGGGCAUCCCAGCUGUGUUCCUGCAACCGGGCACCUACGAUCAAGCGGUGCUGGACUAUGCGGAGAAGCAUUUUGCGGCAGCAGUAGUGGGCGGUGGGGGCCGAGGUUCGGAGGGAUGGUGUGUUCUGGUGGAUGGAGAGGAUGGGUUGAGGGCUGCGGGGAGAGAGUGGAAGAGUCAGCUGUAG
Messenger RNA from Aspergillus saccharolyticus JOP 1030-1, 462 nucleotides. RefSeq names its product CoA-binding protein. Lineage: Eukaryota; Fungi; Ascomycota; Eurotiomycetes; Eurotiales; Aspergillaceae. The transcript is spliced from 2 exons. The record is from RefSeq and is a predicted model, not a curated record. The coding region runs from base 1 to 462 and encodes 153 amino acids.